Messenger RNA from Geodia barretti, 774 nucleotides. The record is from the annotation of a GenBank genome assembly. Lineage: Eukaryota; Metazoa; Porifera; Demospongiae; Tetractinellida; Geodiidae.
AAGCAUCACGUGAGGCGCAGCGUGUGGAGAGAGAGCUAUAGAAGCGAAAAGGAGCUCUGCAAGAUUUCAAGCCAUGUCUACUGAAGAGACGACAGCAGACAAGGAGAAGGUUAGUCGUGCAGGUUUUCUCCCUGCACGGGUCACUCUGCGUGCGUAACAACGCAGGAGGAGGCCGAGCCAGACGUGCACUUCGAACCGGUGGUAGAACUGGCGCCAGUGGAGCUGAAAACGAACGAGGAGGACGAGACGGAGCUUUUCAGAAUGAGGGCCAAGUUGUUUAGAUUUGACUGCAGCUCGCAGAGCCCCGAGUGGAAAGAGAGAGGAGUAGGGGACGUCAAGUUUAUGGAGCACAAAAGCAAAGAUCGCAGCGUGCGACUCGUCAUGAGACGAGACAAGACACAUAAGAUAUGUGCCAACCACUUCAUCACUCCAGACAUGAAGCUGACUCCAAGCUCCGGCAGCGACAGGGCGUGGGUGUGGACAGUGCAGGCAGACUUUGCGGACGAAGAAGCAAAGGUUGAGCAGUUAGCCAUUCGCUUCAAGAACCGAGAGAAUGCUCUACAGUUCAAGGAACAGUUUGAGAGGUGUCAGGAGCGGGCGGUAAACAGCGAGACAGAUGAUCUCACUUCAGACCUAAAGACACUGAAUCUCGAAGAAGAGGAAGAAGAGGAAAAGGGAGAAGAAACGCCCACUCCCGCACAAACAGAGGAGGAAAAGACUGGGACCACUACUAGUGAAGACCCUGUACCGCAAUAGUUUCGUUGUGUUCCCGCA